AGCGCACUUACAGUUUUGGUAUACAGACAUUGAACAAGCUACAGCAACAGGACUAUCGCAUAAUACUGGACUAGACUGGAUUACUAAACUUUAAAACAACACAAAUCUGAUGCCGCUCUAGCCACGUUUUGACGCUUCCAAUGUAACCAAGUCAGUUUAAAGUAACUGCAUUUUCUUUCCGUUUGUUCUUUCGCGUUUCGCGUCAUAUUUUAUUUUGACUGUCAUAUGUGACAUUUUAAGACACAAACAGUAUUGCUGGUACCAUGGCUGAAGCAGCCCAAAACCAGAUGGUCGACAUCGACCCGGACUUCGAGCCGCUCUCCAGACCCCGCUCCUGUACUUGGCCGCUGCCGCGUCCGGAGUUCCCCAACCCCGCCGCCGCCGACUCCAACACAUCGUCCCCGGCUCCGUCCGUCAAGCAGGAGCCCUCCAGCAACACGGACUUUAUCAACAACCUCAGUUUGCUGGAAGAGAAUGAGGACUACCCUGAUCAGAAGCCCCUCAUGCUGUGCGGCGAUUUUCAGUGCCAGGAGAACUGCAUCCACCAGCAACAAAUCCCGAGCCACCAGCAACAGGUGCCUGUGCUCUCCUCUCCGGUGGCAGCCGCCGCCGCAGCCGCGGCAGCCGCUCAGCGCAAGAGCAGCUCGUCCAGACGCAACGCCUGGGGAAAUAUGUCAUACGCGGACCUGAUUACCAAAGCCAUCGAGAGCACCCCCGAAAAACGGCUCACCUUGUCUCAGAUCUACGACUGGAUGGUGAAAAGCGUCCCUUACUUUAAGGACAAAGGGGAUAGUAACAGCUCCGCUGGUUGGAAGAACUCAAUCAGACACAACCUGUCCCUACAUAGCAGGUUUAUCCGAGUGCAGAAUGAGGGGACAGGUAAGAGCUCCUGGUGGAUGCUCAACCCUGAUGGCGGCAAAAGUGGCAAGUCACCUCGACGCCGGGCCGCCUCUAUGGACAACAACAGCAAGUUUGCCAAGAGCAGAGGACGAGCAGCAAAGAAAAAGCUGGCUCUUCAGGGUGGUCCCGAUGGGGGCGCAGAUAGCCCAGGCUCUCAGUACGGCAAGUGGCCAGGCAGUCCCAGCUCCCACAGCAAUGAUGACUUUGACGCCUGGACGGCUUUCCGUCCACGCACCAGCUCCAAUGCCAGCACAGUGAGCGGCCGUCUCUCGCCUUUUAUUGAUGACGAACUUGGCGACUCCGAUGUCCACAUGGUCUACCCAGGCCCUGGGUCAGGUGCCAAAAUGACCUCCACUCUCCCCAGCCUGUCUGAAAUGGCUGGUUCUCUAGGUCGCAGUGGCUCUGAGAAUGUGAUGGAGAACCUUCUGGAUAACCUCAAAUUGCUCUCACCUAAGAACCAAUCGGUGGGGUCCACAGGAGGGCCUGGGUCAGGAUCCAACCAGUCCUCACCUUCUUCACUCAUGCAGGCCAGCCCUGGUUACUCCCCCUACAGUUCCCCAGGUAUGGCUGUGGUCAACCAGCAGACCCAACAAGACUAUCCUAAGUUUCUUUAUGGCCAGGCAGGAAUGAGCAGCAUGUCCCCCAUGCCGAUGCAGCAUUUGCCAGAAAGCAAGCCCAGUUUUGUUUCUGGCCCAGGAACUAUGGGCCAGUUUAACUGCACAGCUGGGCUGCUGAAGGAGCUUCUUACAUCUGAUGGAGAGCCUGGAGAGCUCAUGCCCUCAGUGGACACUGUCGUCUCCCAGUCAGCCGGAGGCAGUGGAUGUAUGUUGCCACCCUACAAUAGUGGGCGGAAUGAACUUAUGGGAGGUGCAGCAUCCCACAGCCAUGCCCUCUCUCAUCCACACAAUAUGCAUGGACAAGCCACAUCUUUGGCAUUGAAUGGGCGAUCGAUGCACCCACUGACCGGGAUUGGUCACAGCAGUGCUGGUGGACGCUUGGGAAGCGUCAAGUCAGCCAUGCAGAUGCAGUAUGGAGGCUCCAGUCAUCUUGGAGGUGGGCUUCCUCCUUACUGCAGUGUCAACAGCAACGGAUAUGGGCGCAGCCCAGGGAUGAUGCCUCACCUGCAACAGCAACACCUGGAGAAGCUGCCCAGUGAUCUGGACGGGAUGCCUGUGGAGAGAUUUGAAUGUGAUGUUGAGUCCAUCUUGCAUGAUACACUCAUGGACGGAGAAUCGCUGGACUUCAACUUUGACCCCAUGGCCACCCAACAGGGGUUCCCAACUCACAGUGUAAAGACCACCACCCACAGCUGGGUGUCUGGGUAAAAAAACUCACAACUGGAAAACAGCAGCAUGGAGCGGCUCUCCACACACAUCCAAACCCUUUGUCAGGGAACGUAGCCCCCAUCAUUCAUUUACUUUCUUCAGCUGAGAUACGACCUCGCGCUACAAGCACACUGGCUCAGUACAGAGCUAAAUUGCAAGGAUGUUUUCCUCAGACAUUGGGACUCACAUUCAAACUAAGUGCCAAACCAGGUGCCUGUGCUCCAUAGCCAAAUUGACAAGCUUUAUUAUGCUGCCUUCUUCUUGCUGUAGAUAAUCAGUCGUCAAAUCAGGGCAACGAAAACCUGAGGCCCUUACAUCUGCUGCAACAAACUUACCAAUGUCCAAACCAAUUUUCAGUAAUGAUUUUACAGCUGCAUUUCCAUUAAGGAAAAACUGUGAUAAGGUAUAACCAUCAAAUCCAACACCAGGCAGCACACCUCAAGUUCAUUCGACACACCUCAGAAAAGUAACUCCCAAGGUAAUAGCUCAUUCCUUGUUGUGUUGUCAGUUCAAAACCCUACUCUGCAAUUUUUGCUGAGAGUAACACAUUCAUGCUGUGUUUCAUGGGGACUCCAUGAUUGGCCUUAUUGGGAUGAAGAACUGGAACAGCGGUAGGCAGGAAUGACUGUAAAUAGAUUUAUUUAGAAAUAGUCCUGCACAAAACAUGACCUUGGAAAUGUUAGGGAAAUUGGUGCGGACUAGUUGAACUGCGUCACAUACAGAACAUCAUUACACUUUCAUUUCUGUCUUGUAACACUUUUCAUUCUGUCUCAGCAUUUGACGUAGGCAAGAUGUACUACAUUUCUAAACAGUGUGUAACUAUUAACUGGUGUACAGAGAGGUUACACAAUGAUAUCAACAAUCAGGGCAACUGAUUUAAUGUUGUUUUGUAAAUCUGAGAGAACUGGACUUGACAUUUUACAUUUUGGCAGGCUUACAUGGAAUAGUGUUUCUCAUCUGAAUUAUAUACAUCUUUCCACAUUUUUUGUAAAUACAUGAAAUAUAUUUCAAAAACAUAUAAAGUAGAAAUAUAAGAAGGUUAUUAUACAUAGAAGUUUUCUUUUUCCUUUUGUAUUAUCACAGUUAUUCUUAUUGUUGUUUAUUAUUGGCUUCAGUUUGAGAUAUUUUUAUUAUUAUUAUUUAAAGAAAUAGUUCACCCAAUAAUGAAAAGCUUAUAAUUUACUAAAAAUAUACAGUAACUUAUUUUUUCUCCAAAUCAAUGUAUUUAUUCUGUGAAACACAAAAAGUGACAUUUUGAACAAUAUCAUGGCUGCUUCUUCCCAUGCAAUGAAAAUUAAUAGAGUCUGUCAAGUCUUUUGAACUACAAAAAUAGUUCAUCUUUGAAAUUUGAUGGCAAACACCAUUGUUUUUUGUGUGUCUCAACGCCAUGUUUGUUUUGGAAGAUUUUUGUGAAAAAUGACAAAUUUCGAUUGACCCAAUACUUUAAUUUUUUCGUUGUAUGGGAAAAGGCAGCCAAGACAUUAUUAAACAAAAUUAAUUUGUGUGUCAUGGAAGAAAGUAAGUCACACAGGUUUGGAAUGACAUGCAGGCAAAUAAAUGCUCCCAGAAUUUGAAUUAUUUGAUACAUUACUUCUUUUAUAGUGCAUUUUUUCCCUUAGAUUUUGUUUUUUUUAAAUCCAGAACUUUUUUAAGGGUAAGGGUAAGACACCACCUCAAAAUUAAAAUAAAUAGACAAACUGUUGUAUUUGCUCUUUAUAAUUUAUCAUGGGGCCGUACACCACCAAAGCCUUUAACAGUGGUUAAUGUAGUUUAAAGCUACAGCGCUAGGUGACCACUGUAUUGAAUCUGUUGCUGUAGUAAAGCUACAGUUCUCUGCCUUUAAGAAAGCGUAGACACAUUGACAACAUUAUUUGGCUGAAGGAAAAGUGCUGUGGUUGUAUCAUGUCACAGUAUAUUAUUUACACUUGUAUUAUAUUUCUAUCUUAAUUCACAUCUCUCUCGAACUGCAGGCACUGUGAUGUAUAUGUUUUACAAGUGUGUGGUGAUUUUCAAUGUCUGUGGUGCCUCAACUUUUGUUUUUCAUUUCAGUUUGAUGUUCCCUUUACCAAGAAUUUCAACAGUUUAUGUUUCUUGCACCAAUGUGCACUACUAGACUUAAAAAGUUUUCAAAUUGGCCAGCAGAAAUUACUGAUAUCUCAGACAAUACUCAAAAUGGUUUCUUGAGUACUGUUAUAAUACAAAAAUGCUGAAAUGUUUUGUAGAAAACUAAAAUAUAUUAAGUUCUCAAUUUUUUAAAUAUUAAAUGCUUAAUGUUAUUAGAGGUGUUCUUGAAGAACAUUAACACUGUUUUCUAACCAGGCGGAAUAUGACAGGGCAACAAGCCACAAGUUACUUGUUGGUGUUUUGGUUUCUGUUCCUGUGUAGCCCCACCCAUUGCAAAAUCCCAUUGGUCCAAAAUCCCGCUCUAUAUAACUAUAUGUAACACAAAAUAUGAUUGGCUGUGCCAUAAUUGUAACUUUUUAGUAUGGACUGACAAAUUUCUUGUAACGCCUGGUUCGGACACAGUGAGGUUUAGUCAUGAGAAGAAUGCCAGACGUUUGUUUACUAAAACAAACUCACGUCAUUAAAUUGUUAUUAUUAACCUCUGACCCAUACUGUUUCACUCAGCACAAGAAGAAACCAGAUUACAUUGUGCCCAAUUAUCAUAAACAUGCAUUUGCUUUGUGAAUUUAGCAGGUGACCCCACCUAUGCACAUCCAUGUACUUUAAUGAUUAUUAAGAUUAUUGUCAUCUCCAAUAUGUUUUUACGAUGACAAGAUAUUUGAUAUUUCAUGUUUGAUAGAGCUGUGGAGUCAUGUUAAUGUCACAGAUGUUAGUUCAUAGUUCUGAAGAAUAUGAAGUAUAUUUAGAGUAGAAGAUAAUUUACACGCACAGCUUUUUGUACAUUGUACACUGUUAUUCUUGUAUUUAGCAGCAGUUUGUAAAAACAAAAAAGAAAAAAAAAACAUUUGAAAAAAAAACUAAUAAUGAUCAUUGAAACAAAUCUGGAAGAAAAUUAAACUGUUUUUCUACAGAUUGUGGAGUUUGGACCAAUUUGUAAUGAAAAAAAAAAUCAAUUAAAAUAUUGCACUUUUCUGUAAAUGUAAUGCAUUCUCCUAGAGAGAUGAAGAAAGUCAAGAUUAUCUAUUUUGAAAGAAACUGUUAAAUUUCUUAACUUAUGUGCAGAAAAGAUUUGAUUCACAAUCAAAAAGUAUAACUAAAGGUGCAAUUUGUUUAUGUAGUUGAGAAAGUAAUAAUCUAUAAGAGAGAAAUUAUAUUGUUAAGCUGACAUACCAAUACUGACAUAUGUAUAUUAUAUCUUUAUUCUUUAAGUUCAUCAGCAAACAUUUUGUGAAAUGUGAGGCCAUAGCGCUCUGAUUUUGUUCUUUAUGCCGAUGUUGUGCUUGUAUUCAUGUACAAGAAACAUGCUGCCGCUGUAAAAAGCCAUGUGUAUAUAAAUUAUGUUAUAUAAAGAAGAA
This is a messenger RNA of Carassius gibelio (silver crucian carp), 5704 nucleotides long. It is a transcript of the gene foxo1a, whose product is annotated as forkhead box O1 a. Lineage: Eukaryota; Metazoa; Chordata; Actinopteri; Cypriniformes; Cyprinidae. Gene Ontology annotation, biological process: regulation of transcription by RNA polymerase II. The record is from RefSeq and is a predicted model, not a curated record. Gene Ontology annotation, molecular function: RNA polymerase II cis-regulatory region sequence-specific DNA binding; DNA-binding transcription factor activity, RNA polymerase II-specific. Bases 264 to 2225 code for a protein of 653 amino acids. Gene Ontology annotation, cellular component: nucleus. The transcript has 4 exons.